AUUUUUUAUUGUAUAUCGUGUUACCAGCGUAACAAGACACUCUCAGUCGGAAGUUGCAGUGCAAUACGAGAACAACAAAGGAGAGUAGGGCGAAAGAAUUUUUAUUCUCGUAUUUUUCUAAAUCAAUGAGCAUAUUUACGAAAUUCGGGACAAUUUGGUUAUUAAUGCAGUAUAUAAUCUAAAUUUAGCUAUCGAAAUGUAGCUUUUUAUUGAGUCCAUAUUUAUCUACAUAUUUAUAUCAUUGAGCUCUUUGGGAAAAUAAGAUGUUGUCAAAAGUGACAAAACUCUUGGGGGUGUUCCUUCAAAAUGAGAAACAGCAAGUUCGCCGCUUGAACGUCCACGAGCAUGUAGCUUACACUUUAUUGAGAGCUGGUGGGAUACCGACGCCGCCGUUUGGCGUCGCGAAGACGCCGGAAGAGGCUGAAAAAUUUGCUGCAGAUCUUAAGACAAAGGAUAUUGUCUUAAAGGCUCAAGUGCUUGCAGGAGGUAGAGGGAAAGGUCAUUUCAAAGGAAGUGACGUCAGUGGUGUCAUGAUGUGUGAAACACCUGAGGAAGCUAAAGACAUUGCUAAGAAAAUGCUGAACAAGCUUUUAGUAACAAAACAGACCGGAGAAGCUGGAAGAGUCUGCAAUUCUGUAAUGGUCACUACCAGAAUGUUCCCACGGAAGGAAUUUUAUCUUGCUGUCAUGAUGGAAAGAAGUUUUGACGGUCCUGUCAUCAUCGCUUCUAGUCAGGGUGGUGUCAAUAUUGAGGAUAUUGCUGCUACCAAUCCAGAUGCCAUAACAUAUAUCCCAGUAGAUAUUACCAAAGGUUUAACCAGCGAACAGGCUAAUAAGGUAGCAGAAAAAAUGGGUUUAGGUACAAGAAAGGAUAUAAUUUCUGAGGUGGUUUGCAAUCUCUAUGAGCUUUUUAUAGAAAAGGAUGCAUUGUUGCUUGAGAUAAAUCCAUUAGCUGAGGAUAUUUGUGGAGAUUAUUAUGCACUUGAUUGCAAAUGUAGAUUUGAUGAUAAUGCUGAGUUCCGACAGAAGGAAUUAUUUUCAUUGAGAGAUUGGAGUCAGGAAGAUCCUAAGGAAGUAGCUGCUGCCAAGUAUGAUUUAAAUUAUAUAGCCUUGGAUGGAAAUAUUGGAUGUAUGGUGAAUGGUGCUGGAUUGGCAAUGGCUACUAUGGAUAUUAUAAAAUUGUACGGGGGUUCCCCGGCUAAUUUUUUGGAUGUCGGUGGUUCUGCUACUACAGAAACUGUUACAGAAGCCUUUAAGAUCAUCACGUCAGAUCCGAAGGUGGAGACUAUAUUUGUUAAUAUAUUUGGAGGUAUAAUGAGAUGCGACGUAAUCGCUGAGGGAAUCAUCAGAGCGUCUUCAGACUUGAAACUUAAAAUUCCCGUUGUAACGAGACUCCAGGGAACUAUGGUGGAAGAAGCAAAAACUCUUAUAGCUAAUGCCAAACUCAAAAUCAUUCCCAUUGAUGAUAUGGCGGACGCCGCAGCAGCUGCUGUCAAAUUAUCUACAAUGGUUCGUCUAGCAAAAUCUAUGAAUUUAGAAAUGAGUUUAGCUCAUGAGGAUAAUACAUCGUCGGACAAGGAUUCUCCCUGUAAAAAGAGAAAAAAAAAAUGUGGGGCUAAGAAGACAAGCCAAGUUCUUGGCAGUAAAGUGGCAGUCCACUGCCACCGCUUAACUAAGAUGGCCACCAUGUUGUCCCGGACGAUCACAAUUGCUGAGAAUUUCAGCCGACUUAAUGGGAGCAAGAUAUUAGCUUGUAAAACUGGUUUGACGAAGCAGCCUGUCAGAAACUUGAAUGUCCAUGAACACAUCAGCUACAGUCUUUUAAAUGAAGCAGGCAUUCCAACACCGAAAUUCGGGGUAGCAAAGACGCCUGAUGAGGCUGCAAAGUUGGCAGCUGAUCUUAAGACCAAGGACAUUGUCCUAAAAGCUCAAGUUCUUGCUGGUGGAAGAGGAAAGGGCCAUUUCAAGGGCACCAAUGUCAGCGGUGUCAAGAUGUGUGAGACUCCUGAGGAGGCCAAGGCCCUUGCUAGCAAAAUGCUUGGUAAGCUUUUGAUUACGAAACAGACUGGCGAAGCUGGUCGGAUAUGCAAUGCUGUCAUGGUCACCCAGAGGAUGUUCCCCAGGAAGGAAUAUUACCUUGCUGUUAUGAUGGAACGAUCCUUUGGAGGACCGGUUAUAAUUGCCUCCAGCCAGGGUGGCGUUAACAUAGAAGAAGUCGCUGCCACUAAUCCGGAAGCCAUUACCUAUGAACCCAUUGACAUUAAUACGGGUAUCACACCAGAACAAGCAGAUCGUAUUGUUAAGAAGCUUGGCCUUGAGAGCGUCAAGGAUUACAUCUCCAAUGUGAUAGUCAGCCUUUAUCAAAUGUUUGUGAAGAAGGAUGCUCUUCUGCUGGAAGUGAACCCUUUUGCAGAGGACAUAAACGGAAAGUACUUCGCCCUCGACUGCAAGUGCAGAUUCGACGAUAAUGCCGAGUUCCGGCAGAAGGAAUUAUUCGCCCUACGUGAUUGGAGUCAGGAGGAUCCUAAGGAGGUCGAGGCUGCCAAAUUCGAAUUAAACUACAUCGCCCUGGACGGUAAUAUCGGUUGCAUGGUUAACGGAGCUGGUUUGGCCAUGGCCACUAUGGAUAUCAUCAAGCUCCACGGAGGAGAGCCGGCAAACUUUCUGGACGUUGGCGGUGGCGCUACCGCAUCUGCCGUAAAAGAGGCUUUCAAGAUCAUCACGUCCGAUCCUAGAGUUCAUGCACUCCUGGUGAACAUUUUCGGCGGUAUCAUGCGUUGCGACGUUAUCGCCGAAGGAAUUAUCGCAGCCACUAAAGAACUUAGCCUCAAGAUUCCCGUGGUUGUUAGGUUACAGGGUACGAACGUGGAUGAGGCAAAAGCUCUAAUUGCCAAUGCCGGUCUCAAGAUUGUCCCAAUAGACGACUUAGAUGAAGCGGCACGUGUGGCAGUGAAACUCUCGACUAUAGUUAAGCUGGCCCAAUCAGCUAAUCUGAGUGUCAACUUCGAGUUACCAGCAAUUUCAUAAAUAAUUACUAAGGAUCAGUAUAAGCCCACGAGUAUAAUGAACAUAUAACUCACGCACUAGAAGACAAGUAUAUGAAAAAACAGAAAGGAAAAGGCUUAAAGCUUUUACAUGGUGGGUAGAUAAUUCCUAUUGGGGAAGUACUCAUAUGUCCUGCAGAGAUGCUAACGGUUAAGUGAGACACGGGGCUGAUUAGGCUAGUAAUUUAUGAAACAGAUUAAUGAUCCGAGCAAGUGAAAAGGCAUAGAUUAGAAGAAUCUAUGUAUUUUGCUUAUCCAUUCUAACUUUGAUAUUCUCUUUAUUUCCACUUCUUCUUCUUCUUCUAAUAUUCGCUAUAUGCAGAGCAUAAAAUGCGAGUUCCCUUUAUAUCUAUGUACGUGUAAUCGCAGGCACAAAAAAAAACCGUGAAUGAAAAAAGGAAUCUGUGUCCUACUAUACAUAUGUCGGGAGCCAGUUAUAAGUACAGUCCUUUGACAGGGCUUGUCUUACAGUAUUAAAACAAGAAUUCGAGGCCAUAGUUCUCAUUAUUAUUCUACAUAGUUGCACAUGGUAGCGCAUUUUGUCGACAGUGUAUACGCCGACGAAAACAGUGAAUACUUUGACAUUAUUCGCGACCAUCGUCCACGACAACAAGAGGAUAAAUAAAUGUCAAAGGCCUCGAGUUGUCAUAUACAUAGAUUCUAAACACGAUUAACUCUUAAUGCAUCCGCUACCCCAAGACGAAUAGAGAAAAUUACAGAAAGAGCCUGUUAAAUGUAAUAUGUAUAGACACAUAAAUUAUUUUACUUAAAUUUA
Messenger RNA from Cephus cinctus (wheat stem sawfly), 3818 nucleotides. RefSeq lists its product as uncharacterized. Gene Ontology annotation, molecular function: metal ion binding; ATP binding; succinate-CoA ligase (ADP-forming) activity. The transcript is spliced from 13 exons. The coding region runs from base 264 to 3026 and encodes 920 amino acids. The record is from RefSeq and is a predicted model, not a curated record. NCBI's taxonomy places the organism in Eukaryota, Metazoa, Arthropoda, Insecta, Hymenoptera, Cephidae. Gene Ontology annotation, cellular component: succinate-CoA ligase complex; mitochondrion. Gene Ontology annotation, biological process: tricarboxylic acid cycle; succinyl-CoA metabolic process.